Dreissena polymorpha is the source of this 613-nucleotide messenger RNA. RefSeq lists its product as uncharacterized. The record is from RefSeq and is a predicted model, not a curated record. NCBI's taxonomy places the organism in Eukaryota, Metazoa, Mollusca, Bivalvia, Myida, Dreissenidae. Bases 80 to 487 code for a protein of 135 amino acids. The transcript has 6 exons.
CGGUGUGACACACUGCGGGAAUGAUUGAACUACCGUAACAUAUGACGUCAUCCUGAACGCUAUUCGUUACGAUUAAAACAUGGAUGUCAGUUUGAAUGCGCUGCUGUUUUGGAUUUGCGCGACGAUUGUUCUGCAUCCUGCGCUGGGUUGGCGGAGCUAUCAACCCUUCAAUCUGGCUAGUACUUCAUACAAUGGAGGAGAUAAUCCACAGCAACAACCCUAUCAACAGCAACUGCUGCCGCAGCAACAACAGCAGCAACAGCAGCGGCAGAAUUUCCGGCCAGGAAAUCGUCCAAUAUUUACUUACACGUUGUCACCUCUCCAAGUAGAAAGCUUAUCUGUUAAGCAUAUGCAUCGUUUACCGCAAGGAAAAGAGACAUGGAUCCCUGCCCUUUGGGCACGAUAUAGAGCUUCUAAGAAGGUAUGGCUAGAUCAGACUAGCACAUCUGCACCUGAGUGGGACCGAAGUGCCGUACAACCCUAUUAAGGUCUUAUCAACAGAAAAGUGCUCCGAGCAUAGAAGCUCCAUCCGAGAGAUGACAACGCUGACCUUCUUUACUUUACAGAUGUUUUAUCAAACAAAUGUUUCUAAGCAGUUAAAAACUUAAGCAGA